Messenger RNA from Exophiala mesophila, 2148 nucleotides. RefSeq lists its product as uncharacterized. The coding region runs from base 938 to 1762 and encodes 274 amino acids. The record is from RefSeq and is a predicted model, not a curated record. The transcript has 4 exons. NCBI's taxonomy places the organism in Eukaryota, Fungi, Ascomycota, Eurotiomycetes, Chaetothyriales, Herpotrichiellaceae.
CGGGUCACGCAAGACAAGGUAAGGUACUGUAGGUGGGCAGUGUGGUCCCUUUCAAGCAUCGACUUCCAACUUUUAGCGCAGACGCUCGAUUCUUUGGGACCCGGGCUCAGUCUUUUGACGUGAGAAACCUUGAUUUUUGUGGUGUGACGGGGACAGGACUUGACGUUCAUCCUUCAGGUUUUUGACAUGUCAACUUCCACAACUUCUUGCUUGUUGUGAUUUCCAUCCACGCUUGGACCAGAAUUUUGGAGAUUGUCAACACUUGCAGAAACAUCCACGAGCCUUGCCCAGUCCAUCACGUCCCAUUUAUACUAUCGCCGUCGGGAGUUCAACGUUCAGAAGACUCCAACCUUUUGCGGGACUGUGGUGGGAUCGGGACUCGACAUUCCGACAAUUGGAGACGUUUGGUGGUUUUUGGCUGAUCGAAUUUGAUCGGCUUCGUCUGGAAACUCAAAUCUGUCAACCAGCAGGUUCUGGUGCACCUGUGGAAGCGUUCAUUCAGCAACACAACUUUGGUAAGACAAUAUUAGUUUGUCAGUCUUGAUAUCUCGACAUUGGUUGGGCAAUGGAUCAACUUCACCUAUUCUCGGGGUUCUUGCAUGACUCUAAGGAUCUUGAUAUGUUGUUUGGAACAGCCUGGUCGUUUGAUGCAUGAAUCUGGAAAAACGACGCAAAAUGAAAAGUGAAUUGGAUGAUAGAGACGGCAGGAACGACUCCAUCGCUCUUGCCGUUUCGGCCAUUCAACAACUCAUGGCGCAUCCUAUCGUCUCUUUUUUUGGCUCCAUUUCAGAUCUCGACUAACAUUCCUAUCAUCCUAGAUUGGACAGUCGUUGUGACCGACAUAUACCUAUCAUAAUCCGAGACAUAUUGAUCCGAUCAUUCUUCGGCACCUUUCUUUUCUCAAGGGGUUGACAUAUCGCCUUGCAAGCCAGCCAACAUGGUGACCACCACCAUCAGAUUCAGCCGACCGGAUGUGCAACCGCCGGUAUACGUGGCGGGCAGCUUUUCGAAAUGGUCUCCUAUCGAGAUGAAACUCGACACCAACGAGUCUACCGAAUCGACGAACAAUCACUUUUCCUAUCAGACUGAUCUCGAACCGGGAAAGUAUGAGUUCAAAUUCAAACUCGGUCCAGGCGACUGGUGGGUGCUGGACGAGUCAAUGCCUUCCGUGACCGAUCCAGCAGGAAAUGUCAACAACCUCUUGAAUGUUGAAGAAUCCAAGCCCACAGAAGAACCUUCGAACAUCGACUCAGCCAAUGUUCUGCCUACGGCUCCCCAGGAAAUCCCUCAACCAUUGCCAUCCACUGUCGUCAAGGACGACAACGUCAACGUCAAAUCUCAUUCCAGGUCCCCCUCACAGUCCCAAUCCCAAUCCAACAUCGGCAAAAGAAUUGUCGCAGACAACUCAGAGCCCAAGGCUGCUGUGAUUGUAUCUGAUGAGAAACCUGAAAAGGUAACCCCUGAUGUGGAAUUUGGAGAUGGUAGCAAGGAUGAUACCAUUCCCGACGUUGCACCUCCUCCAUAUUCGCCCCCGCUGGUCGAGGGCGGUCCCGAACUGACUUCUUCUGCGUUGAAAUCAGAAUCUGCCUCUAUGGAGGAUGCUAAUGGCAGGGACAACUCUCGAACUCAUAGCGUCAAGAGCCCUGGUCAAGGGAAACGUGGCUCUCAAUCGUGGAUUGACAGCUUUGGCGGCGGAAAUGUGGCAUUGGUCGUUGCAGCAAUCAUUAUUCCAGUGGCUGUUUCUUAUCUUUGGUAUCGCUAAGAAUCGAAUUCGACAUCCCUUUUCGGCGGCAAAAAUGCAGCAUUGAAACCGACAUAAACGAACGGAAGAAAGAAAGAUGGUUCUUGACUGCCGCCGAAGAAAGGGGGCGUUGUAAUAUAUCAAUUCAACGAAAUCAUGGGUUUGGACGUUGUGCAUCACAUCAUUGUCUCCUAUAUUAAUUAAAAUGUACAAAAGGGUAAUUCCUCCCUCUAAUUGCCUUGAAUAGCAAGACUGCCUGAAAUGCACUCUACGUCUUGCACUGCUUUUAUGAAGCCUGGGUUUCGUUCUAGGCCGGUUUUCUAUCCUUUUGAUUCUAUACUUUUGAUUAUCUCCAGGUCAGCUCCCUAGAUAUCAAUCACAAGCCGAUCAGAAUCCGAGCGAAAUCC